UUUUAUUGAAGCGAGAACUCGACUCAUCGAAGUAUGCACCUUACUUUUUUCUUCGGACAGGGCUGGAAAUCAUGCUUGGAAAGAGCAAAAACAUCGAGGAUGGAGUGAAGUUUCUUUUUCCUAGUUUUUGGAUUACUUUCAGCGCCUGUUUAGUUGGUGUUCGCUGUCAGGAGGGUAACGGUUGUGGACAUGCACUGCUGGGAACAGAGUCGGGCACCAUAGCCUCUCCCAACUACCCAGGCACCUAUCCCAGUAACGCCUGGUGCAAAUGGAGGCUCCAUGUGGAAGAGGGCCGGACGCUGCGCCUGCUGUUUGGAGACUUUGACAUUGAGAGCAGCCCGGGCUGCAGAAACGGGUCUAUAGUGAUCACGGGCAAGAGCGGAGAACGGAGAGUUGGCCCAGUGUGUGGGAAGAUUAAUGCAACUAUGAAGAAUGUGACCCUUGAAACCAACGAAGUGACGAUAACCUUCAUGUCUGGCCCACACCGCUCUGGACGAGGUUUUCUGCUGUCUUAUGCAACAGACCAGCAUCCAGAUCUGAUUACUUGUUUACAGAGAGGAUCCCAUUUUAGCUUUCAGCAUUUAACUGUGUACUGCCCAGCUGGAUGCAAGAAUGUUCCGGGGGACAUCUGGGGAAACUCUGAGCAGGGUUACAGAGAUACGUCGGUCUUGUGCAAGUCUGCGGUCCAUGGUGGAGCCACAUCUGAUACUUUGGGAGGUCGGGUCACUGUGAGUCAAGGGAGAAGUCUUACCUUCUAUGAAUCCACCUUCGCCAAUGGAAUCCUCUCUAAAAUGGGGUCAUUAUCUGAGAAGAAGCUGCUAUUUAGCAGAGAAUGUAACAACAUCCUGGCUGUCUCUGCCCUAAAUACAUCGUCUUUCUGGGACAAAAACAGUCAGGAGCACACAGUGUUCUCGUCCUCCAGAAACACAGAGUCAAGCCAUGACUUCCUGCCCUGGACAGCAGACAGCGGGGAUCCCAACCCAUGGGUGGAGAUCGCGCUAGCUGAAAGGAGCACUCUGACAGGAUUAGUGACAACAGGAUCAUCAGUGGACUACAUAGAAUCAUACAGUCUGCAAUCCAGCAAGGACAGAAAGAGCUGGAAGACUUACAGAGAUGCUGUCAGCAAAGAAAAAAAGGUGUUUCAGGCAUACACAGAUGGCCACCUCAGGGUGCUGAACAACCUGUUUCCUGCAGUUGUUGCUCGAUUUGUUCGGCUUCAGCCGCUGAACUGGCAUGGAAGAGCAUCUGCUCAAGUUCAGCUUCUGGGCUGCCCCGCUGCGAAGGUCACACCGAGGUCACGGCCUCCCGGAGAAUCUCCAUCCAUCGAAUAUAACAUGGAUACCCUGAACCCGAGCCCCUCACCCACCCCUUCAGAGAAAACUCUGCUUGUAGAAACAAUAGGUCCCAGUCAGCCAGUGAUGGUAGCAGUGGGAGUGGUCCUGGGUCUGGUGACGUGUGGGAGUUGUUUAUUGGCUGGAAUCUGGUGGAAACGAAGGAAACAAGACUCCCAAAUGAAGAACUCUUUACCCACAGUUGGCUGCCAGACUUUUAAGACAAAGAGUCUCUCGCGUCCACCGUCGGAGCUGAUCUCCUACCCGCUGGUGCGAAAUGUGCAUGAUGCUCUACCGAGCCCCCCUGUUAACGACUAUGCGGCUCCUGCCAUUACAGCUGUUGGACAGAAGGUUGGUUCUACAUUCAGACCCUCUUCAGAUGAAGGCUACACCACCCCUUUCACCUGCGCCCAUUACGACUCGCCUGGCAACCUUCCAGAGUAUGCCGAACCGCUUCCUCCGGAGCCUGAGUACGCCACUCCUUUUAGCGAGCUGCCCCCUGAGCAUAAACCACCCACCUUGAUGGGGUUACUUCGAAGCAGUACACACAGACCUCCUGCUUCCUCCGAUCCCAGUCAGUAUGACUGCCCUUCACACAGGGUACUGUUUAAUGGCUACUGCACCCCUGCUCUGCGUGCCAGUGGCCCUCGACCUGCCAGUGAAGUCUAUGCAGAGCCAAAGUCAAGUGACUCCUUAGUACUGAAGCACACAUAUGAGGAGCCCUUGUGAAGGCAAGAAGCUCAGAUGUGGAGGACAGAUCUAUUUGGACCCUUUCUAAUAUCUUAAGAGGACAUUAACCUGGAGCGUGUUCCCCAGGAUGAACUACAGCUGACGUGUCAGUGAGAGAUGUUAAAGGACAUCAGGAGUCACUGUAGACCCCCACCCCCCAUAAUUAAAGAGGAUAUCUGGGUGGACCAGUCAGAACAUAUGAAGAUCUAAGAGUCAUGUGGACCAAAAUAUUUCCUUACAGGAAGUAUGUACAUGUCCAGUUUUUAUUUCAUAUAAUCCACAAAGAAACUACAGGUUUGAUUGUGUCUGAGAGAUACAGUCUGCCAAUGAGACACACCUGUCUUUUUAGAAAGGUUUUAUACAGUAGACUCUUUAAGAAACAGUUAUUGGUAUACUGGUUAGGAGCUUUGACUAAAUAUAACCACUAGGUGGCUCUUGUGAGCUUCAGACCUCUAAUGAUAAUAAACUAUUAUAAACUUUG
Molecule: messenger RNA, 2541 nt
Organism: Girardinichthys multiradiatus
Lineage: Eukaryota; Metazoa; Chordata; Actinopteri; Cyprinodontiformes; Goodeidae
Product: discoidin, CUB and LCCL domain-containing protein 1
Exons: 15
Coding region: 72-2060 (662 amino acids)
Source: RefSeq, a predicted model, not a curated record